AUGGCUGGGCUGGUGCUCUACGCGCUCGCCGCUCUGGGCAGCGCCGUCCUCUUGUACGCCGGGUACACCAUCUGGGACUUUGUCGCUCUUCACUUCGUCCUCCCAGCGCGUCCCCUGCACUCCUACCGUCGCAGCGGCCCCGAACCGACCUACGCGCUCAUUACGGGUGCCAGCGCGGGCAUCGGCUUCGGCGUCGCAUUGGAGCUCGUCCGCAAUGGCUUCGGCGUGAUUCUGCUAGGGCACCUACCGGAUGAGCUGGCCGCGGCAAAGGGGACGCUCGAGGAGGCGUCUCCCGGCGCGGCGGUGCGCACCGUGGUCAUGGACGCGAGGACUGCCACGCCCACCGCCAUGGAGGAGCUUGUCCGCUCUCUUGACACCGAGUCGCUGCAGGUGUCCAUCCUGAUCAACAACGUCGGCGGCAAUCCGAUCGAGCUUCCUCCGCUCCGUAACCUGUCCACCUACUCCUGCGCGGACGUCGACAUCGUCAUCGCCCAGAACGCGCGCUUCAUGGCCCGCCUCACCGCCCUCAUGCUCCCCCUGCUAAGCCGCACGCCGUCCCGCCCCGGCGAGCGGUCGCUGAUCCUCAACAUGAGCUCGGCCGGGCACGUGGGGACGCCCUAUCUCGCCAUGUACGGUGCCACCAAGGGCUUCAACCUGUCCUUCAGCCGCGGCGUCGCCCGCGAGCUGAGCAUCAACCGCGCGACGCAGCACGUCGACUGCCUGGCCAUCAUCCCCGGCGACGUGCUCUCCCAGGGAAACAGCCGCGGCGUGACGCCCAACGCGCCCCGAUGGGACUCGUACGGACGGUGCCUCGUGCGCACGGUGGACGGCGCGGUGCGCCGCGGGAUGAGGGACUUGAGCCCCUACUGGAAGCACGACCUGGAGCAGAGGAUCAUGCCAUGGUUGGAUGAGGCGACGCUGACGACGGAGGUGACAAAGGUGAUUCGGCGGAAAAAAGAUGCGUGGGAUGAGUACUUUGACAAGACGCGGUAG
Messenger RNA from Purpureocillium lilacinum, 993 nucleotides. RefSeq lists its product as uncharacterized. The record is from RefSeq and is a predicted model, not a curated record. Gene Ontology annotation, cellular component: endoplasmic reticulum. Gene Ontology annotation, biological process: fatty acid elongation. NCBI's taxonomy places the organism in Eukaryota, Fungi, Ascomycota, Sordariomycetes, Hypocreales, Ophiocordycipitaceae.